CUCUCCCAGGGGACUGACGCGCCCGUUCUCCGCGCCAGGCUCGGCUGCGCCUCUGAGGUGCGCUUCGUCGCGCCGGGCUGGAGAACUGCCUGCAGCUGCCGCGCGGAGAGAGGGCCUUCCUCGCCGAGUGGCGUCCGUUUCCGGGGUCGGAGUCUGCACCCCAGCUGGGCCGCCUUCCAGCUCAGGACAGACCGAACAGCAGAACGAGCUGGAGGGACUUUAAAUAUGUCGGGGAUCGCCCUCAGCAGACUUGCCCAAGAGAGGAAAGCCUGGAGAAAAGACCACCCUUUUGGUUUUGUGGCUGUCCCGACAAAAAAUCCCGAUGGCACAAUGAACCUCAUGAACUGGGAGUGCGCCAUUCCAGGAAAGAAGGGGACUCCGUGGGAAGGAGGUUUGUUCAAGCUGCGGAUGCUCUUCAAAGAUGAUUACCCAUCCUCACCUCCAAAAUGUAAAUUUGAACCACCAUUAUUUCACCCAAACGUGUACCCUUCAGGCACGGUGUGUCUGUCCAUCCUGGAGGAGGACAAGGACUGGAGGCCAGCCAUCACAAUUAAACAGAUCUUAUUAGGAAUACAGGAACUUCUAAAUGAACCAAAUAUCCAAGACCCAGCUCAAGCAGAAGCCUACACGAUUUACUGCCAAAACAGAGUGGAGUAUGAGAAAAGGGUUCGAGCACAAGCUAAGAAGUUCGCACCCUCAUAAACAGCGGCCUGUGGCAUCGCAAAAAGGAAGGGAUUGGUUUGGCAAGAACUUGUUUACAACAUUUUUGGAAAUCUAAAGUUGCUCCGUACAAUUACUAGUCACCUGGGGAGGGUUGGGUGGGUGCCAUCUUCCAUUGCCGCCACGGGGACACAGUUCUUGAUUCGCUGAAUUGCCCAGAUUUUCAUACAGGGUCUCUUCCUUCAGUCUUUUGUAUUUUUGAUUGUUAUGUAAAACUUGCUUUUAUUUUAAUAUUGAUGUCAGUAUUUCAACUGCUGUAAAAUGAUAAACUUUUAUACUUGGAUAAGUUCCUGGAGCUAGCUCCCUCUCUGGUGCAGGCAUGCUUCACACCAUAGGGCUGCACUUGGCCUCCCGCUGGCUGCGUGGAAAACAAAAUCACACUAGUCCCUCCCUCCACCUUCGUUCUCUUCAGAAUCUGGGUUGUAUUGCUUUUGAGCCUCAGAUCCAAAGCCAGCCAGCAUCUGAUUCGCAUCACUUCCUUUGUGUUUAUAUGGCGUUUUGUCUGUGUUGCUGUUUAGAGUAAAUAAACUGUUUAUAUAAAGGUUUUUGUUGCAUUAUUGUCAUUAAAAAUGUGAGGAGGCCCAGGAGUGCCCUCCCCCAAGCGCAGGCCUCAGAGCACCAGCCUCAGCCUUGUGGGCCAGGGCCAGGCCAGCGAUGAGCAUGUCACACUGGCUGGGUUUCCAGAUGUACCCAGGCCCUGUGUGACUCUCUUGUCCUGGUUCCUUGUAAAUAGGACUAUGUACACAGCUGGCUUGAGGCUUCUGUUCUCCCCAGCCCAGCCCGUUGUAAAGUAUUAGACAGUUCAGAUCAGGCUGAGUUGGAACUGGUUUUAAGACCCUUGUGAUGCAUGUGGGUCAGAAGCUGAUGUCUGCAGCAUCAGGCUCCAAGGGGAUGCAGUGAAGCCAAGUUGGGACCACUGGCAGGGGGUGCACAUGCUGUGGUGGCCAGGCAGCAGCGAUAGAGCCUUGCUCAUGGACACAGUGGCAUCUGCCCCUAUCCUGUCUGUGCUGUAUGCCCUACCCAGGGGCAGCCGUUUGCCUCCACAUGCCGUUCCCCACAUCUUGGGAUCCCCAGAAGCGGCAGGUGGAUGGGCCCUUGGUGGUAUCUUGACCCCAGAACUUUUAAGGUACCACUGUCUGUAGUCCUUAUCCUGAGGCUUUCUGAGCCCAGGGCGCAGCCUCAAGCCUAGAUGUUCUGCAGGAUGGCACAGUUGGGGGUCCAGAGAGGCAGGGCCCAGCACUCCUACCCUCUGACCUGGCCCCCAGCACAGCGAGUAGGGCAUUUAUCAGAUGUGCUCUGGAGCCUACCGCCUAGGUACCCUCACUGUUAGAGCGGGGUGCCUGUAAGCUCAGGCACAGACCAAGGGCCCCAAAGGCUUAAGGAGUACAGAGAGGGCUGGUCAUGGGCCCCAGGAGGAAGAGGCUUGGUGUUGCUCUGGUCCACAUAGGACCCCAGCUGCCAGCCAGGAAUCUAUCUCCAAUGUUAGAGGUGACUUCGGAAGGCCCUAGAGCUGGCAGCACUGGUGGCUCUGAGGUUUGAGUGCCUUGAUUGCUUUCUCAGCUGUACGUUUUGUCGGGUUGCUAAGCUCUCGGUUUGAUAUUUGCAACUUAUAACUCAGAGGGCCUUACCUGGGGAUUCAGCCAAGUGUGUCCUUGUAGCUGCUCCGGAAAGUCGUCUUUUGUAAUGGCUGAACUACAUUUAGCAUUAGUUACACCUGUAUAUGGUUAAUGUAUAUGAAAAUUCAAUAUAUUUUAUAGUUAAAGUAUCCUAAAGUAAUUGAUGUUUCUAGCAAACUGUAGUGACUUCAGCUAAUGAAAUGUUUCCUUUGUACCACAGUCCUGGGCUUAGCAAAGAUGUGAAUCUUGUAACUUGAGCACUCUGGAAUGUGACCCCGUGGCUAAUGUCAGGGAUAGAGUGUGUUCUCAGCAUAGCACCUCGGGAUUGGUCAGGAAUUGUGGACAAUAGAUUAACCACUGUAUCUAAGAAUCCUCAAAUUAAAACGUUUCCACAAUC
Otolemur garnettii (small-eared galago) is the source of this 2733-nucleotide messenger RNA. RefSeq names its product ubiquitin conjugating enzyme E2 I (gene UBE2I). Gene Ontology annotation, molecular function: SUMO conjugating enzyme activity. The record is from RefSeq and is a predicted model, not a curated record. Gene Ontology annotation, cellular component: nucleus. Gene Ontology annotation, biological process: protein sumoylation. NCBI's taxonomy places the organism in Eukaryota, Metazoa, Chordata, Mammalia, Primates, Galagidae. The transcript is spliced from 7 exons. Bases 226 to 702 code for a protein of 158 amino acids.